AUGGAAGAUCAGGCCCUGAGAGAUCCGGGACGUGGCCAGGCGGGGCUCCCCGCGCUGCAGGACUGCAGCAUUCAAGAAAAAAUUGAUUUAGAAAUUCGAAUACGAGGAGGAAUAUCGAAACUCCUUUCUCUGAGCACUCAGAAAGACCAGGUUUUGCAGGCGGUUAAGAAUCUCAUGGUGUGCGAUGCUCGAAUCAUGGCUUACACACUGGAGCUACAGAGAUUAGAAGAGCAGAAUGCAAAUCAAACAAGAAGAUGUGAUGUGAGUUAUGAAAGUAAAGAACGAUCGGCAUGUAAAGGAAAGGUUGCCAUAUCAGAUAUUCGAAUACCACUAAUGUGGAAAGACACUGAUCACUUCAGCAAUAAAGAAGGGCCACAGCGCUAUGCCAUUUUUUGUUUAGUCAAACUGGGAGCUGAAGUUUUUGAUACUGACAUGGUAAUUGUGGAUAAAACAAUGACAGAUAUAUGUUUUGAAAAUGUCACCAUUUUUAAUGAAGCAAGUCCAGACUUUGAGAUAAAAGUGGAAAUAUAUAGUUGCUGUACAGAAGUCUCUUCUAUAACCAACAUACCAAAAAAACUAGCUAAGAAACUUAAAACAUCUAUAAGUAAAGCUACAGGAAAGAAAAUAAAUUCAAUACUUCAAGAAGGAGAUAACGAAAUAUGUUCAUCCUUCAGUUCUGCUUUCCCAGGUGCAAAGUAUAAUUUACUAGCUCAUACCACCCUUACCUUGGAAAGUGCUGAGGAUAAUUUCAAGACCCAUAAUCUGUUUUUUAAUGGAAAUGAGGAGUCUUCAUACUGGCUUCCUUUGUAUGGUAACAUCUGCUGCCGAUUAGUUGCCCAGCCAGCUUGUAUGGCUGAGAAUGCCUUUGCAGGAUUUCUUAAUCAACAGCAAAUGGGAGAAGGUCUGAUGAGUUGGAGAAGGUUGUAUUGUGUUUUGAGAGAGGGUAAACUAUAUUGUUUUUAUACACCAGAAGAAAUUGAAGCUAAAGUGGAACCAACUUUGGUAGUACCGAUUAACAAGGAAACCAGAAUACAGGCAUUGGAUAACGAUAUCAAGAAUAGAAUCCAUAAUUUCUCUGUCUUCAACCCUGUUCAUGGACAGGCUAUAACUCAUAUUUUUGCAGCUGACAAUAAAGAAGAUCUUCAGGAAUGGAUGGAAGCCUUCUGGCAACAUUUCUUUGAUCUUAGCCAAUGGAAGCAUUGUUGUGAAGAACUUAUGAAAAUUGAGAUUAUGUCACCACGGAAACCACCUUUGUUCUUGACAAAAGCAGCGACCUCAGUCUACUAUGAUAUGAGCAUUGAUUCACCUGUGAAACUUGAAAGUAUAACUGAGAUAAUACAAAAAAAAAUUGAGCAGACAAAUGGACAAUUCCUCAUUGGCCAACAGGAAGAAUCCUCACCACCUCCUUGGGCCACACUCUUUGACGGUAAUCGUCAAGUGGUCAUCCAGAAAAAGGUAUUAUCUCCUGCAAGUGAUGAGCAGGUACAUGAUGGGAAAAGGAAAAAAAGACGAGCCCCCCUUCCUCCUACUGAUAAAGUGCCUUUCACGUUAAAAACACAGAGUAACACAGAUCAAUUGGUUAAGGACAACUGGGAAAAAACAAGUGUAUCUCAGACUUCGCCUUCAGAUACCAAAUUAUCAACUCUAAUGCAUCACUUACAGAAACCAGUGGCUGCUCCUCGAAACCUCCUUCCUGCCAAGAAAAAUAGUCUAACUGAUGGUGAACACACAGACACUAAAACCAAUUUUGAAGCCAAGCCAGUGCCAGCUCCAAGACAGAAAUCUAUCAAAGACGUUUUAGACCCUAGAUCACGGUUGCAGGCACAAGUAUAG
Molecule: messenger RNA, 1833 nt
Organism: Condylura cristata (star-nosed mole)
Lineage: Eukaryota; Metazoa; Chordata; Mammalia; Eulipotyphla; Talpidae
Gene: RTKN2
Product: rhotekin 2
Exons: 12
Coding region: 1-1833 (610 amino acids)
Biological process (GO): signal transduction; hemopoiesis; positive regulation of cell population proliferation
Source: RefSeq, a predicted model, not a curated record